Messenger RNA from Morus notabilis, 1829 nucleotides. RefSeq names its product aluminum-activated malate transporter 4. Gene Ontology annotation, cellular component: plant-type vacuole membrane. Lineage: Eukaryota; Viridiplantae; Streptophyta; Magnoliopsida; Rosales; Moraceae. The record is from RefSeq and is a predicted model, not a curated record. The transcript is spliced from 6 exons. Bases 17 to 1759 code for a protein of 580 amino acids. Gene Ontology annotation, biological process: malate transport.
CUUCUGAGAAAAAAAAAUGGCGGCCAAGGUGGGGUCAUUGAGGCACAGUUUCGUCGAGAAAAGCAAAGAACGACUGCUCUCAAGAAAAGGUUAUUCGGAUUUCGGUCUUCAGAGCUCCGAUGGCCGUGACGGAGCCGCCAAGUUCUGGUGCUUCCGAUUCAUGUCCGACGGGAUCACCAAUCUCUGGAACAACUUGCAUAACAUGUUCGUAGAGUUGUACGAAAUGGGCCGAUCGGAUCCUCGCAAAUUCGUGUUCGCCAUUAAAAUGGGCUUGUCCUUGGCUCUUGUCUCCCUCGUCAUCUUCUUCAAAGAGCCUCUCAAAAACGUCAGCCAGUACGCCAUCUGGGCAAUCCUCACUGUCGUUGUUGUUUUCGAAUUCAGCGUAGGUGCUACUCUUAACAAAGGAUUUAAUCGAGCUUUGGGGACAUUUUCUGCUGGAGGAUUGGCUUUGGGAAUUGCGGAAAUCUCUGUAUUGGCAGGGAAAUUUGAGGAAGUUAUAGUUGUAAUCAGUAUUUUCAUAGCAGGAUUUUGUGCUAGUUAUGCGAAACUGCACCCAAGAAUGAAGCCAUAUGAAUAUGGAUUUCGUGUGUUCUUGUUGACAUACUGUAUAGUCUUGAUGUCUGCUAGCAAGGCCUUUUUCCAAACAGCAUUUUUUCGGUUGAUGCUUAUAGCAGUUGGUGCUGGGAUAUGUUUGGUUGUAAAUAUAUGUAUAUUCCCCAUAUGGUCAGGGGAAGAUCUGCACAAGUUGGUGGUGAAAAAUUUCCGGGGUGUUGCUGCUUCUUUGGAAGGCUGUGUUAAGGGGUAUUUGGCGUGUGUUGAAUAUGAGAGGAUUCCGUCAAAAAUUCUCACAUACCAAGCUUCUGAUGACCCAUUAUAUAGUGGCUAUAGAUCGGCGGUUCAAUCUUCAAGCCAAGAGGAAUCCUUGUUGGACUUUGCAAUAUGGGAGCCACCCCACGGCCCUUAUAAAAGCUUCAACUAUCCGUGGAGAAACUAUGUCAAAGUUGGCGGUGCACUGAGGCAUUGUGCAUUCAUGGUUAUGGCGAUGCACGGAUGUAUACUCUCAGAGAUCCAGGCACCGCCAGAAAAGAGAAAUGUGUUCCAAAGCAAGCUUCAACGGGUUGGUACGGAGGGAGCUAAAGUGUUGCGUGACCUUGGAAGCAAAGUUGAAAAGAUGGAAAAACUAAGUUCUAACGACAUACUUCUUGAAGUACACGAGGCAGCAGAAGACUUGCAGAUGAAGAUUGACCAGAACUCUUACAUUCUUGUCAAUUAUGAGAGCUGGCAAGGAGAGAAACGGCCGAAGGACUUUGAUGCCGAGAGUUUAAUGGAUCUCAAAGAGAAUGAAAACAAAAAUUUGGUGAUUUCAUCGCUCAGUGAAAUGUGGGAUGCCCAGAAUUCAGUCACGGGCCUUGAUCCUUCCAUGUCAGAGGUGUCCUCAGAUAAUGUUAUGAGGAAACAGUUAGUAUCAUGGCCAAGGUUAUCCUUCUCCACAAAUGCCAUGCCUAAUAUUGAACAAGAAUCAAAAGUAUAUGAGAGUGCAAGCUCCUUGUCUUUAGCAACAUUUGCUUCGCUUCUGAUUGAAUUCGUUGCUAGGCUUCAGAACCUUGUGGAUGAAUUUGAAGAGCUUAGUCAGAACGCAAACUUUAAGGAUCCCGUGGAACAAUCAGAUGCCAAAGAGGUUGCCGGGUUUUGGACAAACCUGCUAAGGCGCCUUCCAUUCACGAGUCGAAAACGGGAUCCAGUUUCCUCAACAUUAUAGUUUCGACUCUAUAUAUUAGGAAUGAUGUCCUAAAAGCAUGUGAUGUAAUAGGAUAUUUAUUAUUUAUUUA